AUGGCUGGAUUCUUCUGGUCCUGGAUAGCAGUAGGAGCAGGAGCAAGAAAAGGGGCAAGAGGUCAGUCUUCCUUUGACUGGCAGCAGCUUCCCCCUCCGAGGCAUCUCCUUGGCACGACCUACGUCGUCGCCGCCCUCCCCUCCCUCCGCCGUGACUGCGCCCUCCUCGCCUGCGGAUCCCACCGCCGCGAGUGCAUCACCGCCCCCCGUCGCCGCGACACACCGUCGCUGCCCCCCCCCCCCCCCCUCCCCCUUUUUUCCGCCGCCGCGCCUUCUCUGGCGCCGCCUGCACAUCCCGCCGCGACGCCUCGUCGCCGCCUCCUCCUCCCCCUGCCGCGACCCCCCGUCGCCGUCUCCCUCCCGCCGCCGCGCCUACUUCGGCGUCGCCCGCGCAUCCCUCUGCCGCGACGCCUCGUCGUCGCCUGCCCCUCCCGCUGCCGCGACGUCGCGUCGCCGCCUCCCCCCACCGCCGCCGCGCCUUCCUCGGCGCCGCCUGCGCAUCCCGCCGCCGCGACGCCCCGUCGUCGCCUCCUGUCCCGCCGCCGCGACUUCGCGUCGCCGCCUGCACUCCCCAUCGCCGCGACCCCCCGUCGCCGCCUACGCAUCCCGCCGCCGCGACCCGCUCGUCGCCGCCUGCACGAUCCGCCGCCGCGACUUCGCGUCGCCGCCUGCACGACCCGCCGCCGCGACUUCGCGUCGCCGCCUGCACGACCCGCCGCCGCGACUUCGCGUCGCCGCCUGCGCAUCCCGCCGCCGCGACCUUCUCGUCGCCGCCUGCACCCCUUGCCGCCGCGACCUUCUCGUCGCCGCCUGCACCCCUUGCCGCCGCGACCUAAAGUCGCCGCCCGCGCGACCUCCUGCCGCGACCUGCUCGUCGCCGCCCGCACAUCCCGUCGCCGCGACCUAACAAUCGCCGCCCCCGCAUCCUACCGCCGCGACCUGCUCGUCGCCGCCCGCGCAUCCCGCCGCCGCGCCUUCCUCGUCGCCGCCCGCGCAUCCCACCGCCGCGCCUUCCCCGUCGCCGCCCGCGCAUCCCUCCGCCGCGCCCUCCUCGUCGCCGCUCGCUCAUUCCGCCGCCACGAUUCCCUCGUCGCCACCCGCGCAUCCCGCCGCCGCACGUUCCUCGUAGCAGCCGCCUCAUCCCGCAGCAACAGCUUCGCCCACAGCUACACCUGCGUUCUCCCUCCCCCCUCCCCCUUUCCUCCUCCUCUCCUCCCACGCAGCAGCAGCCGGGACAGCUCAGCAGCCACAGCAGCAACAGCGGCAGCAGCGGCAGCAUCAGGAGCAGCGACAGCAGCGGCAGCAGCUGCAUCCACCAUCUUCCUCCCCCUCCUCCCCUCCCCCCCCCCCUCCUCCCUCUCAGCAGCAGCAGCGGCAGCAGCGGCAGCAGCGGCAGCAGCGGCAGCAGCAGCAGCAACCGGAGAAGAACUCCACUCCCCGCAGCAGCACCCCCCCCCCUCCCCCCCCCCCCCCCCCCCCCCUCCUCCCUCUCGGCUACCGCGGGUCCACCCGCCGUCGCCCUCCCACUUGACCGCCGCGGGUCCACCCGCCGCCGUCCACCUCAAGGCCACCGCGGCGCUCCAAGAUGCCGCCGAUGCCGCAUUUCUCCACGAUCGCCGCGAAUACCUCAUUCGCAAGGCGGAGCAUGAGGUUGCGGUACAUAACCACGACUUCGCGGUAGCGGAACGCGCCAAUCGCCUGGCGCUCCUUGAUGAGUACAAUACGGCCAUGGCGGACUACCUCCCUCGGAGCAUCGCAUGGGCCACUGCUGACAACCGCGCCUGCACCAUCCUCCUCAGCGCACUCCCUGAUACCCUCAUGCGCCGUUUCCAAGCGAGAGAGAUGCGCGCCUCCCUCAUCUGGGCCGAGCUCCAGGCCAUGUUCGAGCGUCGCGACAUCAGCUCUGUCGGCGCCCUGUUCCAGGAGUACUUCUCCAUCACCCUCGCCACUUGUGAUGGCGCAGUUGACUACGUGGGGCGCAUGCAGGAGGUCGCUGAUCGCCUUGCGGUACGCCAAGCUGCCCUCCCCGAGCCCCUGCAAAUCCACCGCCUCCUCUACAACCUCACCCCGGACUACGAGUCCCGCCUCCAUGCCUUCACUGAGGCCAACCCCAUGGCCGGCCUCGACGACGUGGUCCAGUGGAUCAUUGACACGGAGGUCAAGCUCCGCACCCCCGUUGUCAACCUUACCACCCCUCAGUCCUCCUCCUCCACCUCCCUCAACGCUACGCAGCCGCGCAACCAGGGUGGUCGCAGCGGCGGCGGGGAGGCCGUGGAGCGGGUGGCGGUGGUGGUGGUGGAGGCCGUGGUGGUGGCGGUGGUGGUAGUGGUGGCCGUGGUGGCCGUGGUGGCGGUGGUGGUGGUGCUGGCAGCGCCCCUGCUGGAGGUGCUGUGA
Closterium sp. Naga37s-1 is the source of this 2394-nucleotide messenger RNA. NCBI's taxonomy places the organism in Eukaryota, Viridiplantae, Streptophyta, Zygnematophyceae, Desmidiales, Closteriaceae. The record is from the annotation of a GenBank genome assembly.